Leguminivora glycinivorella is the source of this 1075-nucleotide messenger RNA. Its product is annotated as cathepsin L-like proteinase. The record is from RefSeq and is a predicted model, not a curated record. The transcript is spliced from 5 exons. Lineage: Eukaryota; Metazoa; Arthropoda; Insecta; Lepidoptera; Tortricidae. Bases 1 to 1002 code for a protein of 333 amino acids. Gene Ontology annotation, cellular component: lysosome. Gene Ontology annotation, molecular function: cysteine-type endopeptidase activity.
AUGUUUCCGCUAUUUUUCUUCGUAAUAGUUCGCAUUGGCAAUAACGCUAUCGAAUUAUUUGAAAAACCAUAUUACGAUUUGAGUGACGCUCACAACCUUUUCAAACAUUUUAUCCAGGAACAUGGCAAAAAGUACGAUCCGGAAGAGUAUUUACAUAGACUUGAGAUUUUCAAGAAAUCUUUAAUUGAGAUCAAUGAACGCAACGCAAUACACGCGCAAAGUGUGUUUGAAGUAACUCGUUUUGCGGAUCUGGCGCCUGAUGAACGAUAUAGCAAUAUGCUUCUGAGUGAGUUCGUUGAUGAAACUGCGAUUGAGAUGCACUAUCAUCCACAUGAGAUCACUGCUCCGGAACAGUGGGACUGGAGGGACUAUGGAGCCGUCACUCACGUUAAGAAUCAAGGCGACUGUGGUAGUUGCUGGAUCUUUAGCGCUACUGGAGCUAUUGAAGGUCAAUAUGCCAUCAAACACGCUAAAACCCUAGCAUUCUCUGAACAGCAGAGCUUGGACUGUAUAAAUCAUCCUUACGAGUAUGAAACGCAUGCAGAUAAUUGUGGAGGAGGGCUUCCUGGGACAGUUAUGGCUUACCACGAGAUAUUUGGUGUAGUGUUAGAAAAAGAUUACCCAUAUAAAGAAAUUCAAUCAACGUGCACAGAAGAUCCCAAAAAGGUAGUAACUAAGGUCACAGGAUACAAGGUCCUGAAUUCUACAGAUGAGGAAACACUGAAACAGCUCGUGUAUGAAAAGGGGCCUUUAGCAGUGGCCAUAGAUCCCAUGGAUUUAACUUUUCACAAGAAAGGCAUCUUAUAUCCGCACCACUGUACAAAUCUCAUCGGCCAUGCAGUACUGUUGGUUGGGUAUGGUAUUGAAAACGGUACCAAGUAUUGGAUCCUCAAGGACUCUUACGGUCUUGAAAGAGGAAACCAGGGCUACUUCAAACUGGUCCGAGGUAUCAACGCGUGUACCAUGGGCACAACAUAUACUGCAUAUUGUACUGUUGCUUAAUAAUAUGUAUUUAUAGAUGUAGUACAUAGGUUGUCCGUUGUAUUUUCUCGAAGAAAUUAGUAUUUGUCGUGCU